Messenger RNA from Lates calcarifer (barramundi perch), 1420 nucleotides. It is a transcript of the gene foxr1, whose product is annotated as forkhead box R1. Gene Ontology annotation, molecular function: sequence-specific double-stranded DNA binding; DNA-binding transcription factor activity. NCBI's taxonomy places the organism in Eukaryota, Metazoa, Chordata, Actinopteri, Centropomidae. The coding region runs from base 412 to 1362 and encodes 316 amino acids. Gene Ontology annotation, biological process: regulation of DNA-templated transcription. Gene Ontology annotation, cellular component: nucleus. The transcript is spliced from 7 exons. The record is from RefSeq and is a predicted model, not a curated record.
GGGUGGCCUUACAGAGACAAUCAUUGACACCCAUGUUCACACCAUGCCACCCAUCUAUGCUAUAGCUGAGAUAUUUCUGUCUGGUUUGCUCAGUUGACUUAAGUAUGGAACCUCAAUCCUGUGACAACAGUUGGUUAGAUUUAAUGGAUAAAACUCAAUUUGAUUUUAGACCUUUGACUCAAAGUCAUAAUUAUUGCUUAGUUUACAAAUGGAACAAAUUCAGUUUUGUUUAAUCCAAACGUAGUACCACUAGGCACAAACGUCUCCCUGUAAAUUCAGCACAAGCUGAACUCUUUUUAGGUUUAAUUAAGCCUAAUCAGUCUCUUCAGCUUCAGCUGCUGUAUCAACGACCUGCAGACCUGUCAGUAAACCUGCACAUCUCCUCAGAGCUGCUGUAAAAUUUAGAAAAACAUGACUUUUCAUCUUAAAACCACAGCUCGACUCUUUGACCUGCACUGCUCUGUCGGCCUGACAGACUGGGACAUGGACAAGGAGCUGAAACUGGCAACGACCACCGACCAGUUUUACCAUGAUGACAAAUUGAAUGAUCAGUAUGUCAUCCAGAGGCCUUCUGCGAGAGCCUCGAGAAGAAAAGACGAAUUCAUUUGGUAUGAUAAAACAUCAGACACCUUUGUGAAGCCAAACCUAUGGCUGUUAGUGAAUCCUGACAUUGCCUGCCCAAUCCAGCACAGCAAAAAUGCAGCAGACCUGCAGGCUCUCUGUGAACCUGCAGAGGAAAUCCAAACACCUCUGCUGAAUCCUGCACAGACUCAACAUCCACCUAUAGCAGAGCUCCGUGUGUUUUCUCCCCAUGAUGCUCCUCUCCAGGAGGAAGUGCUGCAGCCUGUUUCCUCCUCCACUGACUACAGGAUCAAAGAUAAAGAAGUCUCCUGUCGACCGACCAAAAACAGACGCAAGGGGAGAACCACCAAAGCCAGGGUGAGGAUACAUGGCCUGACCCAGGUUCCUUCAGACAGUAAGAUCCUGAAGCCGGGAUGCUGGCCUCGUCCACCAGUGAAUUACUGCAUCCUCAUCGCCUUGGCACUCAAGAACAGCCACACCGGGAGCCUCAAAGUGCAGCAAAUUUACAGCUUCACCAGAGAGCACUUCCCCUUCUUUCAGACAGCUCCAGAUGGCUGGAAGAACACUAUCCGACACAACCUGUGCUUCAACAACAGCUUCCGCAAAACCUGCAACCAGCUGUGCAGAGAUGGAAAGAGGAAGUCUUGCUUUUGGCACCUGACUCUGGACGGCCAACACCGGCUAAAGGACGAGCUCUGCACGCUGACGGGAGAAUCCCUCAAGCAGCUGGAGAGGAGCAUGUCUCACCCAGAAAUAAUUCGGAGUUUACUUGCGCUGUGACAGCAGCUGUAAAGGUAUCAGACUUAAAAUCGAUGCAUAAUAAAUCGAAUAUACAAAA